AUGGUGCUCCAAGCCACGGCCGACGGCAGCUUCGACGCCGACGCCGCUGGCGACGACUGGGCGGCGCUCAAGACCGACGGCAAUGGCCUCUUUGCCAAGAAGGACUACGUCGGAGCCAUCGAUGCCUACGCGCGCGCGCUCGCUGCGGCGCCCAAGGACCAGCAGCAUCUCGUGCUCGGCAACCGGUCGUCGUGCUACUUUCAGCUGCAGCGGUACUCGGACGCGCUCGCCGAUGCCAACGCGGCGCUCGCGCUGCAGCCGCAGUGGGAGAAAGGGCGCGCGCGCAAGCAGUGCAUUCUCAAGGCCAUGGCGGUGUCCAAGGCGGCGACGGCAACGACGACGGCCAAGGCGCUGCGCGGCCUGUACGUCGAGAAGGACCCGGUCGUGCCCGACGCGGACGCAACCAAGCCGGCGCAGAUGCUGUGGCGCCGUUUGAAGCAGUCGCUGGCAUCGCAGCACCAGGGCUGCCUCGACGGUAUCUUUGCCAAGCUCAGCAACGAACGCGACUUUGUGCAGCUGGUCUACCCGGGCAUCUCGGCCGAGGACAUUCAGCGGCAGCAGUUGCCGCGGUCGUUGCGCCAGCUCCUCGCCGACGCGGCCACGUACGAGUCGGAGCUCAUUGCGCUCAUGCCCAAGGUCGAAGCCAAGGCGAACCUCGUGCUCGGGAACGUAAAAGCCAAGGGCGCAGCGCAGGGCGAGAUCAUGGACGCCGCCACCGAGGCCGUGUUGCGACCACAGGUUUUCAACGAGGCCUUUGCGCGCGAACUUUUGAGCAUGAUCCAGCGCGUCAACACCCACAAGCAUGCGCUCUUGGCGCAAGACGCGCGGUUCCUCGCGAGUCCCGACGCCGAGUGCGCGCACCUCGCACGCAUCGACGACCAUGUCGGCGACCGCCUCUUUCGAUCGUGCACGGUGGCGUGUGGCGUGCUCGAUAGCUUUAUGGGCGACGAGUACAUUCCCUUGUUGCGGAGCGAUGCGCUCCGUCUGCGCAAACAAGGCAAACUCCUACCUGUCGGGCCCCACGCCAUGCGCUUCUGGACAACCGAGAGCUCGUUGAGCGACGACUUUCCCGCACUUGCCGACGUGGUCGAGAAGCUGCAUAUGCUGCCCUUUGCUCUCAACCGGCAGUUUGACCUCCGACUCUGCGACGAGGCCAAGAUGGAGGUCGCGUGCUCGACGUCCCUGGUGUGCCUCGAGACGGGACAGUCGCAGCCGCGCCGUCUCGACUGCGGUCCGCCCGGCGAUCCCAAUGACAAUGGCUACAAGCUCACGUGCGUCUACUGUCUCGGUGGGGACGAGACCGUGUCGGGCGGCGACCUCGAAGUGACAUCGCUCUCGUCCGGUGUCGCAACGGUGUUUGCUGCUACAACCGACUGUCUCUGGCUCUACAAGAGCCAAGAAGUGCUCAAUGCACUCACGCCCGUGACGUCGUCCAGCCCCAUGUUCUACCUCGUGUUUCGUAUCCAUGGCAUGGUGCCCUUGUGA
Messenger RNA from Saprolegnia diclina VS20, 1485 nucleotides. RefSeq lists its product as hypothetical. The transcript has a single exon. The coding region runs from base 1 to 1485 and encodes 494 amino acids. The record is from RefSeq and is a predicted model, not a curated record. NCBI's taxonomy places the organism in Eukaryota, Oomycota, Saprolegniomycetes, Saprolegniales, Saprolegniaceae. Gene Ontology annotation, molecular function: Hsp90 protein binding.